AUGGCGGCGUCGGGACUGGCGGGCAGCGACUUCUCGGACCUGCGGGAAAUCAAGAAGCAGCUGCUGAGCGUGGCGGAGCGGAGCCGCGAGCGCGGUCUGCAGCACAGUGGGAAGUGGGCCUCUGAGUUGGCCUUUGCCUUGGACCCGCUGCCGCUGAGUGAGCUGCCGCCGCCCCCAGCGCUCACGGAGGAGGACGCUCGUGAUCUGGAUGCCUAUACACUAGCCAAGUCUUACUUUGAUCUGAAGGAAUAUGACAGGGCUGCCUAUUUUCUGCGGGGCUGCAAGAGUCAGAAGGCUUACUUCUUGUAUAUGUACUCCAGAUACCUGUCAGGGGAAAAGAAGAAGGAUGAUGAGACAGUGGAUAGUUUGGGACCUCUGGAAAAAGGACAGGUGAAAAAUGAAGCUCUACGAGAACUGAGAGUUGAGCUCAGCAAGAAACACAAGGCACGGGAACUGGAUGGAUUUGGCCUUUAUCUGUAUGGUGUUGUGCUGCGAAAGCUGGACCUGGUGAAAGAGGCAAUUGAUGUGUUUGUUGAAGCUGCCCAUGUCUUACCUUUGCACUGGGGAGCCUGGCUAGAACUUUGCAACUUGAUUACAGAUAAAGAGAUGUUGAAGUUCCUGUCCUUGCCAGACACGUGGAUGAAAGAAUUCUUUCUUGCACACAUUUAUACAGAGCUGCAGCUGAUAGAGGAGGCUCUGCAGAAGUAUCAGAGUCUCAUUGAUGCAGGAUUUUCCAAAAGCACUUACAUCAUUUCUCAGAUUGCGGUCGCCUACCACAAUAUCCGAGAUAUUGACAAAGCUUUAUCCAUCUUUAACGAGCUAAGGAAACAAGAUCCAUACAGGAUAGAAAACAUGGACACUUUCUCCAACUUGCUGUAUGUCAGGAGCAUGAAGCCUGAGUUGAGCUACCUGGCUCACAACCUCUGUGAGAUAGACAAGUAUCGUGUUGAGACCUGCUGUGUAAUUGGGAAUUAUUAUAGCUUGCGUUCCCAGCAUGAAAAAGCAGCACUCUAUUUCCAGAGGGCCUUGAAACUGAAUCCUCGUUAUCUGGGAGCCUGGACACUUAUGGGACAUGAGUAUAUGGAAAUGAAGAACACGUCUGCAGCUAUCCAGGCUUAUAGGCAUGCAAUAGAGGUGAACAAAAGGGACUACAGAGCCUGGUAUGGCUUGGGGCAAACCUAUGAAAUCCUCAAGAUGCCAUUUUAUUGUCUCUAUUACUACAGACGGGCUCACCAGCUCAGACCAAAUGAUUCUCGUAUGCUGGUUGCUCUAGGAGAAUGCUAUGAGAAACUCAAUCAGUUGGUGGAAGCUAAAAAGUGCUAUUGGAGAGCUUAUGCUGUGGGAGAUGUGGAGAAAAUGGCACUGGUGAAGCUAGCAAAGCUUCACGAACAGCUGAAUGAAUCUGAACAGGCAGCUCAGUGCUAUAUCAAAUACAUCCAGGAUAUUUAUUCCUGUGGGGAGAUAGUGGAGCACCUGGAGGUCAGCACUGCCUUCCGUUACCUGGCCCAAUACUACUUCAAGUGCAAGCUCUGGGACGAAGCCUCAGCGUGUGCUCAGAAAUGCUGUGCUUUCAAUGAUACUAGAGAAGAAGGAAAGGCCUUGCUGCGGCAGAUCUUACAGCUUCGCAACCAAGGAGAAACAUCAUCCACAGAUGUUGCUGCUCCCUUCUUCCUCCCAGUGUCUUUGUCAGCCAACAACACUCCCACACGUCGUGUCUCCCCUCUAAAUUUGUCUUCUGUAACACCAUGAACAGUGCUGGUACUUCUGACCUGUGCAUUG
This is a messenger RNA of Indicator indicator, 1779 nucleotides long. It is a transcript of the gene CDC23, whose product is annotated as cell division cycle 23. Gene Ontology annotation, molecular function: protein binding. Gene Ontology annotation, cellular component: anaphase-promoting complex. The transcript is spliced from 16 exons. Bases 1 to 1749 code for a protein of 582 amino acids. The record is from RefSeq and is a predicted model, not a curated record. NCBI's taxonomy places the organism in Eukaryota, Metazoa, Chordata, Aves, Piciformes, Indicatoridae. Gene Ontology annotation, biological process: cell division.